Amphimedon queenslandica is the source of this 1518-nucleotide messenger RNA. Its product is annotated as proteoglycan 4-like. The record is from RefSeq and is a predicted model, not a curated record. The transcript has a single exon. Bases 1 to 1518 code for a protein of 505 amino acids. NCBI's taxonomy places the organism in Eukaryota, Metazoa, Porifera, Demospongiae, Haplosclerida, Niphatidae.
AUGGAUAGUGUGAAUCCAAAGCAUCGAUGUGAGGGCAGUGAGACUGAAACUGAACAGCCUGCACCCUUUAAUGGCAAAAGCACUGAAGAACAAGAUAUGCCGCCAAAUGAAAUUGCCCCACAGAAUCGAUGUGAGGGCAGUGACACUGAAACUGAACAGCCUGCACCCUUUAUAGUCAAAGGCACUGAAGAACAAGAUAAGCCACCAAAUGAAAUUGCCCCACAGAAUCGAUGUGAGGGCAGUGACACUGAAACUGAACAGCCUGCACCCUUUAAAGGCAAAGGCACUAAAGAACAAGAUAAGCCACCAAAUGAAAUUGCCCCACAGAAUCGAUGUGAGGGCAGUGACACUGAAACUGAACAGCCUGCACCCUUUAAAGGCAAAGGCACUAAAGAACAAGAUAAGCCACCAAAUGAAAUUGCCCCACAGAAUCGAUGUGAGGGCAGUGACACUGAAACUGAACAGCCUGCACCCUUUAAAGGCAAAGGCACUGAAGAACAAGAUAAGCCACCAAAUGAAAUUGCCCCACAGAAUCGAUGUGAGGGCAGUGACACUGAAACUGAACAGCCUGCACCCUUUAAAGGCAAAGGCACUAAAGAACAAGAUAAGCCACCAAAUGAAAUUGCCCCACAGAAUCGAUGUGAGGGCAGUGACACUGAAACUGAACAGCCUGCACCCUUUAAAGGCAAAAGCACUGAAGAACAAGAUAAGCCGCCAAAUGAAAUUGCCCCACAGAAUCGAUGUGAGGGCAGUGACACUGAAACUGAACAGCCUGCACCCUUUAAAGGCAAAGGCACUGAAGAACAAGAUAUGCCACCAAAUGAAAUUGCCCCACAGAAUCGAUGUGAGGGCAGUGACACUGAAACUGAACAGCCUGCACCCUUUAAAGGCAAAAGCACUGAAGAACAAGAUAAGCCGCCAAAUGAAAUUGCCCCACAGAAUCGAUGUGAGGGCAGUGACACUGAAACUGAACAGCCUGCACCCUUUAAAGGCAAAGGCACUGAAGAACAAGAUAAGCCACCAAAUGAAAUUGCCCCACAGAAUCGAUGUGAGGGCAGUGACACUGAAACUGAACAGCCUGCACCCUUUAAAGGCAAAGGCACUAAAGAACAAGAUAAGCCACCAAAUGAAAUUGCCCCACAGAAUCGAUGUGAGGGCAGUGACACUGAAACUGAACAGCCUGCACCCUUUAAAGGCAAAGGCACUGAAGAACAAGAUAAGCCACCAAAUGAAAUUGCCCCACAGGAUCGAUGUGAGGGUAGCUUUGAUUAUGAUAUUGCAGAGUCUAUGCAUGAGGCAGAUGCUGAAUUUGAUGAAAGGAUGUGGUCUUUACACCAUAAAGAACAAGAAAAAAAAGAGGUACUUAGGAUGAUGAAAGAAAAUGAAUUAAAGAAUAAAAUGUUCAUGGAAAUUGAUGAGAUGCAGAAAGAAGCUGAAAAAGAAAUAGAGCUACACAGAAAACGCGUGGAAGUUAAAUAUAAGUAUAAUUUAUUAAACUUUAUGCAUAACAGUAAAUAA